Molecule: messenger RNA, 4514 nt
Organism: Xiphophorus hellerii (green swordtail)
Lineage: Eukaryota; Metazoa; Chordata; Actinopteri; Cyprinodontiformes; Poeciliidae
Product: NLR family CARD domain-containing protein 3-like
Exons: 10
Coding region: 1558-4404 (948 amino acids)
Molecular function (GO): protein binding
Source: RefSeq, a predicted model, not a curated record
UGUUUUCUUCAUAUUUGAGCUUUACAAACUGUUUAUAUUUUACUAAAAUAAUUCAAACAAAUCCAGCUUCAGAUCUUUUGCUACAUUUAAUUCACUUUAUUCCGGAUUUUCUGUUUAAUGUCAUUUAAAGGUCAGAACAUGUGAAAUAAAACCAAGUUUUUAAAAUGUUUAAAAGCCAUUUUUAGCCUGAUGGUCAUAAGAUCAGAUGGUAGAUUGGAGAUCUGAGGGCAACGAUGAGCGUUUUGAUUUCAUGUUAGACUGAAAUCUCAUUUUAGAAACGGCUGGAUGUUUCUGUCAGGGGGCUGGAGGGAAAUCCCAGGAUUGGUCAACUUUCAGAGAAUGUGAAGCAGAGACACCUGACUGAAAAGAUCUGCAGAAAUAAACUUUGAAUUAAAAAGUGAAGUGAGAGCAGCUGACCGAGGGGGAGAACCAGAACUCUGUGGUUCCUCUGCUGCUGCCCAGAAAUAAAAUAAAACAUUAAAGAAACCAGUUAAUCUUGGAUUCCUGCUCCCAUCCUGAGGCUCUUAUGUUAGAGACAAACAUAUUUUACCUUCAAACAAAUAGAGACUUAGGAACUAAAAUCUCAACCACUAGUUGAGCUUCAUUUCAAGAUGUUUUAAAGGAUCUGAUGUGGAAAAACUAACCUACACUAAACUAAACUACACUAAACUAACCUACACUAAACUAACCUACACUAAACUAACCUACACUAAACUAACCUACACUAAACUAAACUACUCUCACCUGUCCUCUGAUCAUAAACUUCUGCUUUUAUCACAUCUGAGGUCCACUUUCACUCCAGGACAAUUUAUUCAGCUGCUAUAUUUGAUGUUCUGCAUAUUUAAGCUAAAUUACUGCAACUUGUUAUAUUUUAAUCAAACACUGCAGAGACAGCUCUCUGAACAGCUGUGCUCUGCAGCAGGUGGGAGAUAAAGAUGAAUCAGUUUUACUGCAGUAAGCAGAACAUGAGAAACUAAAGCAAUAGAGAGAUGAGAUGAUCCAUGUUCAGCCUGUUGCAUCUGUCCUGCUUCAGGUCUGUUUACCUUUCAGAGCCACAUGCAGAGAAUCACUCAGGAGAGGAGAAAUCAGUGAAAGGUGUUUAUUUACAAAGUGAAGUAAUGUGCAGCGGUAACGAUCUGGGUGGGUCAGGGGACUUCUGGAAGAAAUAAUGAAUUAGUGGAGCAGAUGAAGGCAACAGUGUUGGACAUGGGACUUCCACAGGAUGAGAGUGAAUCCACCUGGAGGUGAAACUGAUGAGCCACAAGGGUUAAAAUCAGGCAACCAGCUCCUUAUAUCCAGGUUUGAAUGAGGCUGAUUCCCUGCAGGUGUUCAGCUACACCUGCAGGGAAUCAGCCUCAACCAUGCAACAGUUUCACCUGAGCGCCCUCUGGUGGCUACCUGCUGCAAAGCCACAGAGAAAACACCAUGGAGAUUACUCUGAAAGCUGGGAACUGGAUUCACCUCCAGUUGUGAAACCCACCACCACGUCGCUCUGCUGCUCUAUGAUGUUUCUAUUUGAAGUUUCUUCCCAGAAUGCUGAGUCCAUGAAGAGCUGCUAUGAGUCCACCCGGCUUGUUCAGAACCAGACUUUCUCUGAAGAACAAAACCGGUCUCUGGGAACCAGAACCGGAUUCUGCUCCGGAUUCGGUUCUUCAACCUCAACCCAGCUGUUUGUCAUUUCGGAGCAACCAAUCAAAAUCAGCACCUCUUCAGUUUAAAGGAAGGUUCUGCACAUCUGAACUGGAUCAGUGCCAGUUUUUUCUCCCCAGACCAGGUUCUGAUCCAGAACCCGAACCCAGUUUGUCCCUGAGGAGCAGCCAGGCAGCAGGAUGGAAACCCCACCCAGACCUGAGAGUGGACCAGCAGAGCUCAGCGGUUCCCAGCGGCCCGUCUGGGCAGCAGCUCCAAACACAGCUGGACUCCAUAUUUACGGAACUGGAGCGAAACAUGAUCCGUUUUAUAAAGAACGAACUGAAGAAGAUCCAGAAGGUUCUGAAUCCAUGUUACCCAGAAUGCUUAGAGAGUCGGAAGGAGGAUGAGGAGAUGGUGGAGGGUGAUGAUGACGAGCAGAGGAAGAGGAGCAGCAGUGAAGCUUUGCUGAAGAUCAUAGUUUUGUUCUUGAAGAAGAUGAAUCAGGAGGAACUGGCCGAGCUUCUGCAGAGCAAAACUCCUUCCAUGUGUCAGGAUAACCUUAAAUCCUCCCUGAAGAAGAAGUUCCAGUGUGUGUUUGAGGGAAUCGCUAAAGCAGGAAGUCCAACCCUGCUGAACCAGAUCUACACUGAGCUCUACAUCACAGAGGGAGGAACUGGAGAGGUCAAUGAUGAACAUGAGGUCAGACAGAUUGAAACAGCAUCCAGGAAACCACACAGACCAGAAACAACAAUCAGACAAGAAGACAUCUUUAAAGUCCCACCUGGAGGAGAUCAACCAAUCAGAACAGUGAUGACUAAAGGAGCAGCUGGCAUUGGGAAAACUGUCUUAAUACAAAAGUUCACUCUGGACUGGGCUGAAGACAAAACCAACCAGAACAUCCAGUUCAUAUUUCCAUUCACCUUCAGAGAACUGAAUGUGCUGAGAGAGAAAAAGUUCAGCCUGGUGGAACUGAUUCAUCAUUUAUUUCCUGAAACCAAAGGAAUCUUUAGCUUUGAACAGUUCCAGGUUCUGUUCAUCUUUGAUGGUCUGGAUGAAAGUCGACUUGGUCUGGACUUCAACAACAAUCCGAUCCUGACUGAUGUUACAGAGUCCAGCUCAGUGGAUGUUCUGGUGACAAACCUCAUCAGGAGGAAACUGCUUCCCUCUGCUCUCCUCUGGAUAACCACACGACCUGCAGCAGCCAAUCAGAUCCCUGCUCAAUGUGUUGGCAUGGUGACAGAGGUCAGAGGGUUCAAUGAUCCCCAGAAGGAGGAGUACUUCAGGAAGAGAUUCAGGGAUGAAAAGCAGGCCAACAGCAUCAUCUCCCACAUCAAGACAUCACGAACUCUCCACAUCAUGUGUCACAUCCCAGUUUUCUGCUGGAUCACUGCUACAGUUCUGGAGGAUGUGAUGGAGACCAGACAGGGAGGAGAGCUGCCCAGAACCCUGACUGAGAUGUACAUCCACUUCCUGGUGGUUCAGACCAAAGUGAUGAAGGUCAAGUAUGAUGGAGGAUCUGAAACAGAUCCACACUGGAGUCCAGAGAGCAGGAAGAUGAUUGAGUCUCUGGGAAAACUGGCUUUUGAUCAGCUGCAGAAAGGAAACCUGAUCUUCUAUGAAUCAGACCUGACAGAGUGUGGCAUCGAUAUCAGAGCAGCCUCAGUGUACUCAGGAGUGUUCACACAGAUCUUUAGAGAGGAGAGAGGGCUGUACCAGGACAAGGUGUUCUGCUUCGUCCAUCUGAGUGUUCAGGAGUUUCUGGCUGCUCUUCGUGUUCAUCUGACCUUCAUCAACUCUGGAGUCAAUCUGCUUGAAGAAUGUGAGACAGAAGAUAAGGAACCUGCACUGGCUAAUUUACAUCAGAAUGCUGUGGACAAGGCAUUACAGAGUCCAAAUGGACACCUGGACCUGUUUCUGCGGUUCCUCCUGGGUCUUUCACUGCAGACCAAUCAGAGACUCCUACAUGGUCUCCAGACACAGAAGGAAAGAAGUUUACAGAAAAACCAGGAAACAAUUCAGUACAUAAAGCAAAAGAUCAGUGAGAAUGUGUCUGUGGAUAAAAGUAUCAACCUGUUCUACUGUCUGAAUGAGCUGAAGGAUUGUUCCUUACAGGAGGAGAUCAGAAAGUACCUGAAAUCAGGACGUCUCUCCACAGAUACACUGUCUCCUGCUCAGUGGUCAGCUCUGGUCUUCAUCUUACUGUCAUCUGGAAAAGAUCUGGAUGAGUUUGACCUGAAGAAAUACUGGGCUUCAGAAGAGGCUCUUCUCAGACUGCUGCCUGUGGUUAAAGCUGCUAAGAAAGCUGUGUUGAGUGGCUGUAACCUGUCAGCAAGAAGCUGUGAAGCUCUUUCCUCAGUUCUCGGUUCCCAGUCAUCUAGUUUGAGAGACCUGGACCUGAGUAACAACGACUUGGAGGACUCUGGGAUAAAGCACCUGUGCCAUGGACUGGAGAGUCCAUGUUGCAAACUGGAAACUCUCAGUCUUUCAGGCUGUCUGAUCUCAGAAAAAGGUUGUUCCUCUCUGGCUUCGGCUCUGACCUCCAACCCCUCCCACCUCAGAGAGCUGGACCUGAGCUACAACCAUCCAGGAGAGGCCGGACUGCAGCUGCUGUCAGUCAGUCUAAAGAUGCCCGACUGCAGGCUGGACGCCAUCAGAACUGAACCCGGUUCUGUCCAGUGGUUGAAGCCAAACUUCACAAAAUUAUCUUUGUUCAGACUUCUGCCAGCUCACACUGGACCCAAACACAGCGCACAAGUUCCUCAGGCUGUCUGAGAACAACAGGAAGGUGACCGACCUACGGAAGGAACACCCAUACCCCGGUCACCAGGAAAGAUUUGACUACUGGCCCCAGGUGCUGUGUGAAACUGGUUUGUCUGGUCGCU